This is a messenger RNA of Penicillium macrosclerotiorum, 1944 nucleotides long. RefSeq lists its product as uncharacterized. The record is from RefSeq and is a predicted model, not a curated record. NCBI's taxonomy places the organism in Eukaryota, Fungi, Ascomycota, Eurotiomycetes, Eurotiales, Aspergillaceae. The coding region runs from base 1 to 1944 and encodes 647 amino acids. The transcript has 4 exons.
AUGUUCGGCUGGGGUCCUGGGCUGGCCAUACCCUCGGCGAGCUCAGAGCCCGACAAGGAACGCAAACCUCCGACCUCCCCAACCCCGCUUGACUUCCCUGUGUACCAACUUCCCGAAGUGGUCCCGCAUGCCUCCGACUCGACCCUCCCCCAACUAUUCGGCCAACUGGCCGGCAUCAAGCGUCCUCAGGAUAUUUGUCUGGACCGAUUCAAGCCUUUGAAUCUUCACGUCGAGACGGAUGUCAGGAUACGCCAAAUGUUCCCGGCUGACCAGGCACAGUCACUUCCCCCGCUGCCCUGGGAGGCCGAGCCCUCAGUCACAUCAGUCGAGGCGGGCGAGGAGCCGCCGCGCCCCCUGAUGAGCAAUGGACUGCCAUUCCCGCCAAAGGACCGAUUUGAGACACUAAAGAAUGAAUUGCUGCUCGACAAGGAGGAUGCCUUUCGCGAAGUGUCCCGGAUGCCACCCCGAGAGGGCCGCAGCCGUGUCCGCGUGACCCAAUCCCGCAAGUUCUGGACUGGUCUGGAGCACAUGGCCCAAUACUGGGAUACCAGCUUGGAUAACUACUUUGAGCGUCCGGCGACACCGCAGCCCACCCCGCCCGCGGAGGGCGAAUGCCCUGAAGAUGGCAUGCAGACCGAUGAUGCAUCGGAUCUCGGCCAACCUGGUCCGACAGAGACCAUGGACGUCGACUCCCCCGAAUCUCCGAAGACAUCCACAGAGCCCAAAACAAGCACGAGUGAGGGAGAGCCCGCGCCCGGUCCAACAAUCCGCAGGUACACCGGUCGUCGCAUUGGCUCGGGGACCGAAAUGCCGGAUGACAUGCGAGACGAAACGAUUCGGGCCUUCGUCGAGAUGGCCGCAUGGCCCUUCGGGUGCCAGGUCACUGUGCCCACGCUACCCCCUCGACUCUCUGUCAAGAGCCUGCUCUUCCCUGUUCGCCAAUCCUUUCAGGCAUCCCGAUCUCCGCGAGACCGCACCAUUGCCCGAAGUGGCAUUCUGGAGGGCCCCGUCCUGAUUGCCCAAUGCCGACCGGAUACCCUCUUCCGCACCACCGCCGAUGCCCCAGGCAAUGGAGUUGGGGAAGUGUGCGAUAUAUUCCGCGAAGUAGGUGGCAUGCUUUUGGCCGCACAGGAACGCGCUCGCGAGGGGGCCGCGGAACUCCGACCUGGAGAAGGCAAAUGGUGGACUAAUGCCCCGCGGUUUGGUGGUGCGCCUCACGAUAGCCUUUUGGACGACAUUAUCAAGAGCGCCCACGGGAUGCCUAUUCCCGACUCCAUGCUGGAAGAAAAGCCCUCCUCACCCGCGGAAGAGCUCGAGAGUGCGCGUAAACGUCACAAAUUUGAGCACCCGUUUGUGACCUCGUUGGCGCGCAAACCCAGUGCCAUGCGGAAGAUGUCUAGCGGCGAAAAGUGGAAGAUCUUGCAACCGGGGCCUAGUCUCUGGGACAAGCGAAUGAAGUACAUGCAGAUUGGCAAGGUGAAGGAGAGCCCGUACGAUGAUAUUUACAUGGUUUCGUCAAUUAAUCAUCACGUCGCCAUCCUCCACCUGCGCGUCCACCGGCGCUACCUCGACAUUCUGACCACGGGUGAGAGUACAUACCCACCGGUCGCCGAUGUCGACCAGCCGUGGCAUGUUCUCAAGCUGCAACGCACCCGUUGCUGCGCAAAACCUGAGCGAGCAGCAUGGGACUAUCGUGAAUCUGUCCCAUCUCAAACUCCUAUCUCCUUCGCUCAACGGACCGCUGCACACCUUUCCCCAUCUCCCUCCUUUCCCGAUGCGGUGCAUCAUGUACAUACAGUGGACGAGCUGAAACGUCACAGACCAGCUGACGAUAUCAUACCUUCCAGUCUCUGCCUGCACUUUGCCGAUCCCGAUGUUGGCAUCUCUUUCCUUCCCCUCUUGCUCCUCCGGGUCGAGUUGAGCACGAGUGCCGGUGUUGGUUGA